Molecule: messenger RNA, 1329 nt
Organism: Eptesicus fuscus (big brown bat)
Lineage: Eukaryota; Metazoa; Chordata; Mammalia; Chiroptera; Vespertilionidae
Gene: PAWR
Product: pro-apoptotic WT1 regulator
Biological process (GO): positive regulation of apoptotic process; apoptotic process
Cellular component (GO): cytoplasm
Source: RefSeq, a predicted model, not a curated record
GCGGCGGCCGGGGCCGGGGGCGGCCGGAGGUGAGAGCCCGGCCGGCCCGCUGGGAACAUGGCGACCGGUGGCUACCGGGCCGGCGGCGGCAGCACCACGGACUUCCUGGAGGAGUGGAAGGCGAAGCGCGAGAAGCUGCGCGCCAAGCAGACCCCCCCGGGCCCCGCCCCGCCGGCGGGCGCGGGCGCGGGCAGCAGCGACGCGGCCGGGAAGCCCCCGGCGGGGGCUCUGGGCGCCUCGGCGACCGGCGCGGCCCUCGAGCUCAACAACAACGUCCCGGGCGGCGCGGCCGCACCUGCCGCUGCGGGGGGCGUGAACUGCGCGGCGGGCCCCGCGGCGGCGCCGACCCGGGCGGCCCCCGGCCCGCGGCGGCCGGAGGAUGAGCCCCCCGCCAGCGCCGCCGCCUCCGCCUCCGCCUCGGGGGCCCCGCCGGCCCGGGGCGAGGAGGAGGAGCGGGACGGCGCCCCCGAGAAGGGCAAGAGCUCGGGUCCCAGCGCCCGGAAAGGCAAAGGGCAGAUCGAGAAGAGGAAGCUGCGGGAGAAGCGGCGCUCCACCGGCGUGGUCAACAUCCCCGCGGCCGAGUGCUUAGAUGAAUAUGAAGAUGAUGAAGCGGGGCAGAAAGAGCGAAAACGAGAAGAUGCAGUUACACAACAGAACACUAUGCAGAAUGAAGCUGUCAGCUUAUUAGAUCCAGGCAGUUCCUAUCUGCUACAAGAGCCAUCUAGAACAGUUUCAGGCAGAUACAAAAGCACAACCACUGCCUCUGAAGAAGAUAUCUCAAGUAGAUAUCCCCGAACAGAUAGAAGUGGGUUCGGCAGACAUAAUAGAGAUGCAAAUGCUUCAGGUAAUUUGGUCUCAAGUAACACAUUGGAAAAGAAAAUUGAAGAUCUUGAAAAGGAAAUAUUAAGAGAAAGGCAAGAAAACUUAAGACUUGUGAGACUGAUGCAAGAUAAAGAGGAAAUGAUUGGAAAACUCAAAGAAGAAAUUGACUUGUUAAAUAGAGACCUAGAUGAUAUAGAAGAUGAAAAUGAACAACUAAAGCAGGAGAAUAAAACUCUGUUAAAAGUCGUUGGGCAACUGACAAGGUAGAAGAUUCAGGCUCAGUGUGGAAAAAAUAUUUUAAAACUACUGAUUGAAUGUUACGGUUAAUAUGAGGACAAUAUUCCUGUGCUGCAGUACAUUAAGUAUGUAUAUUUAUUUCUGGAAAACAGUGGAUGUUUAUUUUGAAAACAUUUCUUUUUCAUUGUUAGUUUCAAAAAGUUCCUACUUUUUAUUUCACGAGUAAGUAACAUCUUUCGGUCAUUAAAAUUAUAGGUUAUGCCUCUUUGG